UCUCUUUUAUUUGUUAAGCUUUCCUAAUCACGAAUCCCUCACAAAUUCUCUCACAAAAGAAACACAAAUAAUUUACGUUGGCAAUCCACGAAUCAGCAAUUUAGCCAAUCAGAGACAAAUCACGAGGAUUAAGAUAUUUCUGAAAUUAAAAUCCCCCUCCAAACCGUAGUUAUUGCCGAAGACUUGUAGCCCACGUUUUCAACCGCCUCUACCACUAUAAAUAACCGUUUUCUCAUUCCCUCCUUCUAUCUCAUUCGCGACUUGACGAAGUGUGAAUAUCAAAACCCUAAUUUCUCCCCUCUCGAAAGUGAAGAAAUGGCUCGUACGAAGCAAACUGCUCGCAAAUCGACCGGCGGUAAGGCUCCGAGGAAGUCACUUGCCUUCAAGGCUGCAAGGAAAUCAACACCCACAACCGGAGGAGUCAAGAAGCCUCACCGCUACCGCCCUGGAACCGUCGCUCUUCGCGAAAUUCGAAAGUACCAGAAGAGCACUGAGCUUCUUAUCCGCAAGCUGCCGUUCCAACGCCUUGUUCGCGAACUCGCACAGGACUACAAGACGGACCUCAGGUUCCAGAGCCAUGCUAUUCUUGCUCUCCAGGAAGCUGCGGAGGCUUAUUUGGUUGGACUGUUUGAGGACACCAACCUUUGCGCCAUUCAUGCCAAAAGAGUUACCAUAAUGCCAAAGGACGUUCAGCUCGCUAGGAGGAUCCGUGGUGAACGUGCUUAAACGCGCAUGUUUGUUUUAUAAUUAAUUUCUUAGUUUAGGAAUUUAGGCAUUGCCAUACAAUUGGAGUUACUUUGUUUUGGUCAAAUUGCCAUACGUUUAGAUUCAAGUACCGAUAUUUCGGGCAUGGAUUUUGGAAUAUUGCAGUAGUUGCUUAUAUUUUGGUUGGAAAUUUAUUAUGUUGAUACAUCAUACAUCUG
Messenger RNA from Pyrus x bretschneideri (Chinese white pear), 923 nucleotides. Its product is annotated as histone H3.3-like. Gene Ontology annotation, molecular function: DNA binding; structural constituent of chromatin; protein heterodimerization activity. The record is from RefSeq and is a predicted model, not a curated record. Bases 316 to 726 code for a protein of 136 amino acids. Gene Ontology annotation, cellular component: nucleosome. The transcript has 4 exons. NCBI's taxonomy places the organism in Eukaryota, Viridiplantae, Streptophyta, Magnoliopsida, Rosales, Rosaceae.